Ramularia collo-cygni is the source of this 1215-nucleotide messenger RNA. RefSeq names its product probable ANP1 protein. Gene Ontology annotation, cellular component: mannan polymerase complex. Gene Ontology annotation, biological process: cell wall mannoprotein biosynthetic process; protein N-linked glycosylation. The record is from RefSeq and is a predicted model, not a curated record. Bases 1 to 1215 code for a protein of 404 amino acids. The transcript is spliced from 5 exons. NCBI's taxonomy places the organism in Eukaryota, Fungi, Ascomycota, Dothideomycetes, Mycosphaerellales, Mycosphaerellaceae. Gene Ontology annotation, molecular function: alpha-1,6-mannosyltransferase activity.
AUGCUGCUCCCCAAAGGCGGCAUGAACUGGAAGAGCGCACGGGCACGACUCCCACCGACACGAGCCAUCUGGUCCUUUCUUACGCGCACUCGCUUUCUCUUCUUCGUCGCCCUGGCCGGCAUUGCGAUUUUAAUAUGGAAUGGCGUACGGGGCAGCGCGGGCGACUGGCAGAGAUUCUACUGCUUUGGACCCGCAAAGUCGCCCAUGCAGAUGACACCCAAUGAGCAGGCCAUGUGGGCGGGACAUCUCCAGACGCCCGUCAUCUUCAACCACCACGAGCCCAUUGAAGUCAACAGCUCCACCAUCCAGCGAAUCGACCUCAACCCCAUCGUGUCAACCCCGAAAGCGGUCGCCAACGAGGAGCGCGUGCUGAUCCUCACCCCCCUGAGGAAUGCCGCGCCGUAUAUUGAGCAGCACUUUGACCUGCUCGUACAGCUCACAUAUCCACAUCGCCUGAUUGAUCUGGCAUUCCUGGUGGGCGAUAGCACCGAUGACACGGUCGCGGUGCUGGCAAUGGAGCUGGAUAGGAUACAGUCACGACAGGACUCCAACUCAUUCAACAGCGCCAUGAUUGUGGAGAAGGACUUUGGCGUGACUGUGGGGCAAGAUGUGGAGGACAGGCAUGGAUUCGCUGCACAGGGACCACGAAGGAAAGCCAUGGGCAAGGCGAGGAAUUACCUGCUGUCCGCAGCAUUGAAGCCGGAGCACAGUUGGGUGUAUUGGAGGGAUGUGGACAUCAAAGACAGCCCGGAGAAGAUUAUCGAGGACUUUGUGGCACAUGAUCGCGAUGUCCUGGUACCCAACGUGUGGUUUCAUCGCUACGAGGAUGGUCACGACAUAGAAGGUCGCUUCGACUACAACUCAUGGCAGGAGUCGGAGCAAGGUCUCAAACUCGCCGCGACUCUAGGCAAGGAUGUUGUCCUUGCAGAGGGAUACAAAGAGUACAACACCGGUCGAAAGUACAUGGCUCGCAUGGGCAACUGGCGAGAUAACAAAGACGUCGAGAUUCCUCUGGAUGGAAUUGGCGGCGUCAACAUUGUAGUAAAAGCUGACGUCCACCGAUCAGGUGUCAACUUUCCGUGCUACGCCUUCGAGAACCAAGCCGAAACAGAAGGCUUUGCGAAGAUGGCCAAGCGUGCCGGAUACGGCGUCUACGGACUGCCCAAUUAUGUUGUCUGGCACAUCGACACGGACGAGAAGCCCGGAAAUGCAUAA